Molecule: messenger RNA, 1912 nt
Organism: Erinaceus europaeus (western European hedgehog)
Lineage: Eukaryota; Metazoa; Chordata; Mammalia; Eulipotyphla; Erinaceidae
Gene: CYRIB
Product: CYFIP related Rac1 interactor B
Exons: 12
Coding region: 277-1251 (324 amino acids)
Biological process (GO): positive regulation of T cell activation; regulation of actin filament polymerization
Molecular function (GO): small GTPase binding
Source: RefSeq, a predicted model, not a curated record
GGUUCUUCCAGACAACCCGGGAAGCGGUUGUGAAUGGUAGGGAAGCAAAAGCCGGCAUGUCCAAUCUAGGGGGUAUUCAGGGCGUGUUUGCUCAGUUCAUGAAUUAACAGCUGAAUGAGCAAAUGAGAGCAUGCCUCCGAGUCUCUGAGCCCGUUAGCUAAUACUCCAGUAGGGUGCUGGCAGAUGGAGCCUUUGCUGUGAGGAGAGAGGAAGCAUCGCUUUGAAAACAGAGGGGACAAGAACAGAAUCACCAGCACUGGCUGAAGGUUUGCUGGCAUGGGUAAUCUGAUUAAGGUGCUAACCAGGGACAUAGACCACAAUGCAGCACAUUUUUUCUUGGACUUUGAAAAUGCCCAACCUACAGAGUCUGAGAAGGAAAUUUAUAAUCAGGUCAAUGUAGUUUUAAAAGAUGCAGAAGGCAUCUUGGAGGAUUUGCAAUCAUAUCGAGGAGCUGGCCAUGAAAUACGAGAGGCAAUCCAGCACCCAGCAGACGAGAAGUUGCAGGAGAAGGCCUGGGGAGCGGUUGUUCCACUAGUCGGAAAACUAAAGAAAUUUUAUGAAUUUUCUCAGAGGUUAGAAGCCGCCCUGAGGGGUCUUCUGGGCGCCCUGACGAGCACGCCCUACUCGCCCACGCAGCACCUAGAGCGGGAGCAGGCUCUUGCUAAGCAGUUCGCAGAGAUCCUGCAUUUCACACUCCGCUUCGAUGAGCUCAAGAUGACAAAUCCCGCCAUACAGAAUGACUUCAGCUACUACAGACGGACGCUGAGUCGGAUGAGGAUUAAUAACGUCCCAGCAGAAGGGGAAAACGAAGUCAACAAUGAGUUGGCAAACCGAAUGUCUCUGUUCUAUGCCGAGGCCACCCCAAUGCUAAAGACCUUAAGUGACGCCACAACAAAGUUCGUGUCGGAGAAUAAAAACUUGCCGAUAGAAAACACGACGGAUUGUCUGAGCACCAUGGCGAGCGUAUGCAGAGUCAUGCUGGAGACACCGGAAUACAGAAGCAGAUUCACAAAUGAGGAGACGGUGUCGUUCUGCUUGAGGGUGAUGGUGGGCGUCAUAAUACUGUAUGACCACGUGCACCCCGUGGGAGCAUUUGCCAAAACUUCAAAAAUCGAUAUGAAAGGCUGCAUCAAGGUUCUUAAGGACCAGCCCCCUAGUAGUGUAGAAGGUCUUCUAAACGCUCUCAGGUACACAACCAAACAUCUGAAUGAUGAGACUACCUCCAAGCAAAUCAAGUCCAUGCUGCAAUGACCGUUCCGGAAUGUCACCUGCUGCAGACAGAAGGCAGUAUUCUGCAAUGACUGAAAAUGCAGUUUUUUUAGUGAUUGCAAUUACUAUCUCAUUUACUCUCGCUUUUUAUUUCAUCCCUCUGUUCCUCUUCCCCCCUUUUUUAAAUCAUGUUCUUGUUCUUAAGACUUCUUUUCUGUGCCAAAAUAAGUAUAGUUCCCCUCUGAAAGGAAACCGCCCUUUCAGACAGGCCACCUGAGGCAGCUAACCCUGCGUCUACUGAGAAGGAUUCUGUGACUUGAACUAAAUAUUUUUAAAUGUGGAUUUUUUUUUGAAAAACUAAUAUUUAAUAUUGCUUCUCCUGCAUGGCACAACUGCCUAUUCUGCUAUUUAAAAACCCUAGGGGACUUUAUUUUCUACCGCCGCUUUCCCAUGUGCAGCCCAGAUGAGGUUUGAUUACCCAACACAAGACUUUUUAAAUUAGUAAGACUUUUGUUUAAAGGGUUAAGUUUGCAUUUUGAUUUUUUUUUUUUUUGGUAAGGAUGUAUGUUGUGUGUUUAACCUUUAUUAACUAACGUUAAAAAAAAAACCAACUGUGAUGUGUGCAUAGCAUAUUCCGUAUGCAUGUUCCUGUUUCAAGAAUGGCUGUUGGUGUUAAAAUAAAAGUCAGCUUUCAUUUUUCUAA